Messenger RNA from Chaetomium globosum CBS 148.51, 1539 nucleotides. RefSeq lists its product as uncharacterized. Gene Ontology annotation, biological process: SRP-dependent cotranslational protein targeting to membrane, translocation; SRP-dependent cotranslational protein targeting to membrane. The record is from RefSeq and is a predicted model, not a curated record. Gene Ontology annotation, cellular component: cytosol; signal recognition particle, endoplasmic reticulum targeting. The transcript has 3 exons. Gene Ontology annotation, molecular function: endoplasmic reticulum signal sequence receptor activity; GTPase activity; 7S RNA binding. The coding region runs from base 1 to 1539 and encodes 512 amino acids. NCBI's taxonomy places the organism in Eukaryota, Fungi, Ascomycota, Sordariomycetes, Sordariales, Chaetomiaceae.
AUGGUUUUACAAGAUCUCGGCCGCCGCAUCAAUGCGGCCGUCAACGACCUAACGCGCGCCCCUAAUCUCGAUGAAAAGACCUUCGAUUCCAUGCUGAAGACAAUAUGCUCCGCCCUCCUCGAAGCCGAUGUCAACGUGCGCUUGGUCGGCCAGUUGCGCAAAUCGAUCCGCUCGACCGUCAACUUCAAAGACCUCCCACCCGCCGUGAACAAGAAGCGCCUCAUCCAGAAAGCCGUCUAUGACGAACUCGUCAGCCUCGUCGACCCGCACGCCGAGCCCUUCAAACCCAAGAAGGGCAAGUCCAACGUCAUUAUGUUCGUCGGUCUGCAGGGCGCCGGAAAGACCACGACAUGUACCAAGCUCGCCAGGCACUACCAGUCGCGUGGCUUCCGCGCCUGUCUCGUGUGCGCCGACACUUUCCGUGCCGGUGCCUUUGACCAACUGAAACAGAACGCAACCAAGGCCAAGAUCCCGUACUACGGCAGCCUGACGGAAACGGACCCCACCGUGGUGGCCCGGGAGGGUGUCGAGAAGUUCAAGAAGGAGCGGUUCGAGAUCAUCAUCGUCGACACGUCGGGUCGCCACAGACAGGAAAGCGCGCUCUUCCAGGAGAUGACGGAUAUCCAGACGGCCAUCAAGCCGGACGAGACCAUCAUGGUGCUGGACGCCUCGAUAGGUCAGCAGGCCGAAGCCCAGGCAAAGGCCUUCAAGGAGGCCGCCGACUUCGGCGCCAUCAUCAUCACCAAGACGGACGGCCACGCGGCGGGCGGUGGUGCCAUCUCGGCGGUCGCGGCAACCCAUACCCCCAUCGUCUUCAUCGGCACGGGCGAGCACAUGUUCGACUUUGAGCGGUUCGUGCCGCGCAGCUUCAUCAGCAAGCUGCUCGGCAUGGGUGACAUGGCCGGGCUGGUGGAGCACGUACAGAGCCUGAAGCUGGACCAAAAAGAAACCAUCAAGCACAUCAGCGAGGGCGUCUUCACGGUGCGCGACCUGCGCGACCAGCUCCAGAACAUCAUGAAGAUGGGCCCGCUCUCCAAGAUGGCCAGCAUGAUCCCGGGCAUGGGCAACAUGCUGCAGGGGAUGGACGACGACGAGGGGUCCCUCAAGCUCAAGCGCAUGAUCUACAUCUGCGACAGCAUGACGGACAAGGAGCUGGACAGCGACGGCAAGCUGUUCACGGAGCAGCCCACGCGCAUGACGCGCGUCGCUCGGGGCUCGGGCACCACCGUCCGCGAGGUCGAGGACCUGCUCACCCAGCAGCGCAUGAUGGCCGGCAUGGCCAAGAAGAUGGGCGGCAACAUCAAGAAUAUGCAGCGCGCACAGAGCGCCAUGGCCGGCGGGAACAAGGCCCAGCAGCUUGCGGCCAUGCAGAAGCGGUUGCAGAGCAUGGGUGGCGCGGCGGGUCGCGGCGGCGGCGGCGGCAUGCCGGAUAUGGGCGCCCUCAUGAAUAUGUUUGGGGGUGGAGGUGGUGGUGCACCGGGGAUGGGGGGCGGGGAUAUGAAAUCUAUGAUGAAGCAAAUGAGCGAUAUGCUGGGUUGA